Botrytis porri is the source of this 1384-nucleotide messenger RNA. RefSeq lists its product as uncharacterized. The transcript is spliced from 3 exons. Lineage: Eukaryota; Fungi; Ascomycota; Leotiomycetes; Helotiales; Sclerotiniaceae. The coding region runs from base 938 to 1384 and encodes 148 amino acids. The record is from RefSeq and is a predicted model, not a curated record.
CUCAAAAUGCAAUUAUUUCUCGUUCUCCAGACCACCGCGAGGGAGAUAGAACAGACGUCUUUGAUAAUCUUCCAAAAAUGGAAACCUCCGAGACAAAAACCAGAAAGUAUAUCGAUGUCUUGAAAGAAUUCCAGCGUACCAGACGAGAGAAGGCCUCUCGGAGCCAUUCCGCAUUUCUAAAGAUAGUGCGACGUGCUCUCAGUCAGGGUUGGAGUGGUACUUGGUCGUUACGGUUCUUCUUUCUAAGCAAUGACUGAGACCGCCGUCCAUGUACGAUUGAUCGCUAUGUCUGGUGGCAAUUACCCCAAGGCUGCGAAGCAAACUGAACAGGAGGGUGAAUCCGGCGUAGGUAGCUCUGUUGUCGUAUAACCGACAUUAACAGAAAUUUACCGGUGGGGGCUCAAUUUCAGGCUCAAAAUCCUGCUGUCUAGAUGAACUAAAGCUUUUCUCGUGUCUUAUGAGGAAGACUUUGCACUAGACAAGGUCGAUCUGACCAAUUAUACCUUACCGCCAUGAAGUCCCUAUGGUGGAGUAUUCAGGAUUUUCGAUAUUCGCCGUCACCCAGUUUCAAGGCCCACUUAGCUCUUCGGACCAUAAAAAGUGACGAAUAGGUUGUGAUAAUGGGUUCUCUACUCCUGAAUACAAGGAGCCUGGCCUCACUCACUUGAACCCAGCUCUUUAACAACAUGUUAUCAUUCAAAGCUCUUAUAGCAUGCAACAAAGACGUUGUCAAACUCUUCAACAGCAACAGAAUCACUAGACGACCGAAAUGUCGGUAAACUACAUGUUGUUUCUUGCCGGUACCCCCAACACAAUCCUGGAUCCUACCUACUGUUGGGAUUCCCUCGACAAUUUGGUCAACACCAGCUACUUCGCAAGCCUCCGCAAUUUGUAAGAACUGUUCAUCACCACUACGAACAACCGCUUGAAGAGAGUUAUGGUGAUGGCUGAAAUCACCAGUGGAGUCUGGAAUUCCGAUAAGCAAGUCAACGAGCUGGAUUGUCGACUUUUCUCCUCAGUAAUUGAGGCAAUGAUAAAGCACCCACCUCAGCAGUCUUCGACGGCUCUCGGCAAAGCCACAGCCCUCAGGACGGAGCAACUUCUGAUGGAUUCCCAGGCGUACCUUGGCAAUCUGCAUUUUGAAGCAUCUAGGCCCCCUUCAUCUAUCGUGGGUCACUUGACCUACACAGAAUCCUGCGGAAUCUAUCAAAUUCCAGGCUCAAAUGUCCCAUUAAACAUGGAAUGGGUCGAAGAUCAAAGCGAAUGUUAUCACUGGUCGCUGUUCUGGCCUCGGAUAACACAAAGCCCAGGUUUCUAUUUCCAAUCAUCUUCGAAAACACCAUUGGUGGUGUUAUACUAUUCUAUGCUCACUUACCGUCUCUGA